GCUGCAGCGGCAAGACGGCCAAUGGCAGAGGAGCAGCUCCCACCCACAUGUCCGACCCAAACCAGGUAACGGUACAGACAGCACAGCACCAACCAACCCGGAAGAAGAGAAGACAAGAGGCGUGGUAAAAGAAAACGCACGGUAGAAAAAAAAAACACUCGAGACGUCGACGGCGGGAAGGAGGAACCGAGCGUCCCCGCCACGCGAACCGAGCUCCGGGGCUCUAGUUGCGCCCAACUGCGUCUCCUCGGGCUGUCGUGCGUCGCCGGCGGGAGAGAGAUCCCUGCCGUCCCCUGGGCCGCCUGGGGGCAGGGGGAGCCGUUGGGCAGUGGCCGCGCGGGGUUGAGGAUGCUGUCGCUACGAGGGCGGCAGGGGGAGCGCGGUGGUGGCGCGGGGUUCCGGGGCAUGGCGGACGACGUCGAGCUGGAGGAGGGGGAAGCCUGCUCCGACGACGACGGCGGACACGGCUUCGUCGACCCCGACGUCGCGCUGGCAUACAUCGAUGAAAAGCUUCAAAAUGUUCUAGGACAUUUUCAGAAAGACUUCGAAGGAGGAGUUUCUGCAGACAACCUAGGACCGAAAUUUGGUGGAUAUGGUUCAUUUUUACCCACAUACCAGCGUUCUCCUACCCCUUUGCCUCAAACUAGAAGCUCACCCAAGGUGGCAAACAUUAGCACCUCAAGAAAACCCUACCAACAAUCCACUGAGAGCAUGCGUCAAAACCCUUCAACUGUAGCGGCGGAAUACAUUUCCCGAAAUAAUUGUGCCAUGGGAACUUCAUCUGGUGAUUUAUGUAAAAAGGAAAGACGUUCAAGCAGAAAUCAUGAGAAAGACUCUGUUUCCUGUUCUGGUUCUUUGGACAGUUCAUCUAAUGGUACUGAUCACAAGGCACGCAAAGUUCGGAUCAGAGUUGGUUCCAGUAAUACUUUAGUGGGGGGAAAUGCAUCUAUAUACAGCGGUUUGGGCCUUGAUAUUUCGUCGUCCUCAUCCAUGGAGAAUAGUCCUGAUGGUCUUGAGGGGCUGUCACCUGAGUUUGGCAAUAUGCCAUAUGAAUCUCCUCGUACUAUCCUCCAGAUCAUGACAUGUUUUUCAGUUCCUGGAGGCUUCUUGCUGUCACCUUUGCAUGGCAACGUUCUGCACUUAACGAAUAAAGUUGCUCCAUUAUUGAAGAAAUGGGAAAAACAUUUAGAUGUAGAGAAUUUAACUAUUAGAUAUGAAGGCCAUUCGGAGCCUGCUCUUCAUGUUGGACAUUUCAGAAGCCAUGUCUCUAAGAAAAUGAAGUUGGACAGUAAGGGGCGGAAGACUAUAGAUACAAAGACCAGAAAAAAUGUAGAUGGCACCAACACAAUCAUGAACAAGGAGAUUAACAUAGAAGCGUCUGCCUGUCAAGAGAUAUCAGACACACCUAGUAUACCCUGUAUUUCUGGGGGAGAUACUUACAUAACUGAGGUCAAGAGAAUGCAGAAGGAACGCAAAAUCAAUGCUACAGCACCAUCUGGUUUCUUGGAGGAUGACAAAUAUAUCCAUUCAUCUGCAGCAGUUAUAGAUAGGAAAAAUGACUCUCUAUUAAAGUCUAAUCAUUUUGAAAAUAAAGCGAAAGAAAAACCACAUAAAGAGCUUGCUGAAAACCUACCUGUGGGAUCUCAAGUGGACAAGGAAGGGGAUAUGUUGGAGAACAGAAAUGCCCAGUGCGAUUUGCAACAAAGAGAGAUGAUGAUGAAUGACAAUAAUGAGAAGGAAUUUGAGAUGUCUGGAACAGCAAGGAAAAAGAUCCUAGCCAGUGCACAACAUGGAAAAUUUCCAGCUUCGGAAGAACAAGAGUUGCAUAUGCCUGCAACCAGCACGAUAACAACUACAAAUGCAGCCCCUCACCCUGCACCUGUUGUGAUAAAGGAAAAUUGGGUAUGCUGUGACAUGUGCCAGAAAUGGCGCCUCCUACCAUAUGGGACAAACCCUUCUAUGCUCCCACAGAAGUGGAAAUGUAUCAUGCUUAACUGGCUACCUGGGAUGAAUAGAUGCGACAUUGGAGAGGAUGAAACAACAAAUGCUCUGAACGCACUGUAUGCCACUCAAGCUCCUGCAACUGGUGUUUCUUCUGGUGGUCCUCACACUGCAGCUGCAGGUACCGCAGUAUCCAGCACCCACAGCAUAAGUGGACAGCUUGAGCAGAGUAGGAAAAGGACUCUGAAAGAUGGAAAUGGUCUACAUGAAAGUUCUUACCCCACACCAUCUUCAUUUCCUCUGAUGAGAAACCAACAAGCCCCUACAGAAAAUAAAAGAACUGUCGACGGAGAGCAUUAUCCUUUCGAGAGAGAUUCCGUGAGCAAACAUGGACUAGAGCAAGUGAGCAAAUCAGCUAACUUUGUUGUGGAAAAGCAGAAGAAUAAGCACAAUAGCCACAGUAGCUACUCAGAUGGAGGAGAUCUUAUUGAAAAAUCCAAGAAGCAUUCAAAAUUUUCAAACAAAAGAGGGACUGAUCAAGAUGAACACAAAACAUCUAAGAAAACUAAAAAAGAGGAUCUACAUCAUUUCGGGGGAGAUUGGAAUCAUAAAUGUGAUUUAACUGCUGGAAAAGUUCCUGAUGAAACCGAGACUCUCCCUGCAAAGGAAAAACCCAUAAAGAGUUCAUGUGAACAAGUUGACAUUUCUUUACGCAAGGACAAAGUUUCUUCAAGAUAUGAUUUAUUGGAAAACCCCAAAAAGAUUGAUGAUGGGGAUGUAGCCUUUGGUAACAAGAAGAGAGAACAUCAUGAAGCCGUUGGAAGAUUAGAUUUGUCUACCAAGAACAUAGCAAAAGAAUGUGAAGAGAUUCAGGAAUAUUCAGCGGAUCAUGCCAGCAAAGGAGCCAAGAAUGAGCGAUUGAAGGAAAGGAAGCUAAAGACAAUGAAGUCCAAAGAACUGACGUCCAAGGUGGGUAGUAGACAUGAAAAUGUGCAGGAUGCAGAUACAGUGUUGUCUUCUGCUGAGGGGCGUCUAAACAAUGAGCUAGUUGUCGACAACAAAUUUGUUACUGGAAAAGAAGUCCCAUCAGAACUAUGGGAGAAUGUACCUCCCAGUGAGGCUUUGGAGUCAGCCGAACCCCAUAGAAGGGAUGCUGCCUAUCUCCAGACUUCUACAGUUGCUACUUCCAGCUCUUCAAAGAUCUCGAGCUCUCGGAAAAACAAAAACUCUCAAGAACCAAAAGGCUCUCCAGUUGAAUCAGUCUCUUCAUCACCACUCAGAGGUCUUAAUACCGAAAAGCUUUCUCAUGGCAGACUCACUGGAAAAGAUGGAUCACUGAAUGUUGAUGCGAGUGCUGCGCAUAACUCAGGCAUCGAAGUUGGUGAGUUAUGUAAUGGUCGGCAAGCUCAGAACUUGGGUGAGAGUCAGGCUGCAUAUGAACCCAUUUUACCUAGUUCUUUACAAGGGAAUUCUGAUAGCAACAAGGGAAUACCUCACUUAGCACACGCUCAAGUCACUGAUGUGCGGAUUCCCAUUGGUGGUCAAGGUGCACAUUCACAUCUGAAAGAAGGCAAAUCAGGGGUCCUCUCCACUCCAGUAAAAUCUGAUGCUUCAAAAAUGAAAGCACAAUUAAGGAGGUCCAAUGUUGAAACUGGAUCUCAACAUGGCACUAGGAAGCAAGCAUUUCAUAAUACUUCAGACACCGCAAGUCUGAUUAGGAAGGAUAAUAAUAUGGUUGCAUUUGCUCUUAAGGAAGCUCGAGAUUUAAAGCAUAUGGCUAAUCAUCUGAAGAGUAAGGGACAAGCACUUGAAAGUACAGGCCUGUACUUUGAGGCGGCUUUGAAGUUUCUGCAUGUUGCGUCUCUCUUGGAAACUCCUAGUUUGGACAGUUCAAGACCAGCUGAUGCAGCUCAGUCAAUGAAGAUGUAUUCCGAAACUGCAAAACUCUGCGACUUUUGUGCUCAUGCAUAUGAACGGUGCAAGGAAAUGGCUGCUGCUGCUUUAGCGUAUAAAUGUGUAGAAGUGGCUUACCUUAAGUCGGCAUAUUACAAACACCCUAGUGCAAGCAAGGAUCGACAGGAAUUGCAGGCAGUUGUGCAGAUAGCCCCAGGUGAAUCACCAUCAUCAUCUGCCUCAGAUAUUGAUAAUCUAAAUAGCCAUGGAGUGUCAAAGGCCCCUUCAACCAAGGGUGGAAAUUCGCCUCAAGUGGCUUGCAGUCUUUUGCCACUAGCUGUCCGUAACCAAGCACACUUGUUGAGGCUACUUGCUUAUACAAAUGAUGUCACUUGUGCAUUUGAUGCAACUCGGAAAUCACAGAUUGCAAUUGCUGCUUGUGCUGGCAAUCAGGAAGGGGGAAAAGGUCUGGGUGAUGGUCUUGGUUCAGUAAGAACAGUUUUGGAUUUAAACUUUAACAAUGUCGAGGAACUGCUAAGACUUGUCCGUCUCUCCAUGGAGUCAAUCGGCAGCUCCUGAUCAGAAUUCCACAAAAUGCCAUUCUGCGUAGCUACUGUUGGAUGCACGUUGUAAUUUGUACUCAUCAGGAUGCUGGCUGUGGUUAUGUGAGUAAUUUGUGCAAACAGAUGGAUCUACUCACUACUCAGACUGUGAGUUUAGUAGACAUUUGCUUGCGGGAUUUUGUAGCUUUUGGAGGCAUUCAGUGUUCUUAUACAGUUCGGAGCAUCAACUUUGGAUUGUUGUUACUCAAUUAGUGCUUUAGCGGAAGGCAGCUGUAGUAAAAUGAGUGUUGUAUGAGCUAUCUGUGAGGGGUUGGACUCGGGUGAUCAUUCUGCUGUACAUUGCACUUAUAGGCAAAGGUGUAAUGCUGUUGGGAAGAGACCAAUCUUUCAUAUUCCUAUAUUCUGUAAUUAUGUGAAUCAUUGGCCAAGGCUUAUGCUGCCCGAUCAGCUAGUAUGAUAGCAGAGUUGAUGCACUCUUCAGAACAAUUUUCGGAAGGGAGGAAAGUGUUGGAGAUUAUCUGUGCUAACCAAGAUUGGUUUCAGGCAGGUACCUUACACCACUAUUUAUUACACCACUAUCUGCAUCUACUUCACUUCAACUCAAUGUCCUAAAUUGAACUGUGUGCAUGCAUGGAGGGCAUUGCUCUGGCACUCCAAUGGUCGCAGCUUCCAGUUCUUGUCGAAACUGAUUGCCAGGCAGUUGUGGCUGCUGGCACGGGCAAAGGGAAAGACUGGUCUAGAUUUGCCUGUCUAAUCGAUGAAAUUAGGUUCUUGGUGUCGCAAGGGUGGCCGUUUUCGUUUGUGAAAGGGGAUAGAAGUCAGAAGCGUGCUAGUCAUGCGCUUGCGAAUAUCGCUCGUAUGGAGAUGCACACGGUCGUGUGGCAGGGUUCCGGUCCAUCGCCUAUGAUGGACGUGGUUCUCCAAGAUUGUACUUCUUAAUUCUUAAUAUAUCCCUUUUCACCCGCAAAAUAAAAACUCAAUGUCCUAAAUACCCUGAACCCCCCUGCUUGGACAUUUUGUCUAAGUGAAAGGAGAACAAUCUUUGCUACUG
Molecule: messenger RNA, 5448 nt
Organism: Brachypodium distachyon (stiff brome)
Lineage: Eukaryota; Viridiplantae; Streptophyta; Magnoliopsida; Poales; Poaceae
Exons: 12
Coding region: 349-4413 (1354 amino acids)
Molecular function (GO): zinc ion binding
Source: RefSeq, a predicted model, not a curated record